This is a messenger RNA of Oncorhynchus nerka (sockeye salmon), 2043 nucleotides long. RefSeq names its product SET and MYND domain containing 3 (gene smyd3). Gene Ontology annotation, molecular function: protein binding. The record is from RefSeq and is a predicted model, not a curated record. The coding region runs from base 87 to 1211 and encodes 374 amino acids. The transcript has 11 exons. NCBI's taxonomy places the organism in Eukaryota, Metazoa, Chordata, Actinopteri, Salmoniformes, Salmonidae. Gene Ontology annotation, cellular component: nucleus.
UCUUAAUUUAUCCACCAUCUUUGGUCUGACGGCCAUUUGCGGAUGUAAACACAAUUUCCCCAGUUCCACAUGCGUGCGAGAUCGGGAUGGCGUCAAAGUUCGAACGUUUUGCCUCUUCAGGGAAAGGGAAUGGUUUACGAGCAACACACGAAAUACACGCAGGUGAACUCCUGUAUACGGCGGAACCUCUAGCAUACUGCGUGUCCAACACAUGCGCUAAAUACUUCUGUCACAGCUGCUUCUCACGGCGUGAAACCCUCCUGAGAUGUUCUCAGUGUAAGGUAGCGCGGUAUUGUGACGUCACCUGCCAGAAACAGGCAUGGUCGGACCAUAAGAGGGAGUGUAAAUGUCUCCGCAGCCUCCAUCCCAGAAUCCCCACUGACUCUGUCCGUCUGGCAGCCAGGAUCAUCUUUAGAUUGUUGAGUCCAUCGCAGACUUCUCCAGGGCUGUGUUCUUUAGAGGAGCAUGAGUCACACCUGUGUGAUAUGGGAGAGGAGAGGAGGGAGGGUCUGUCUCAGCUGAGCUCCAUGCUCCAGCUCUACAUCCAACAGGAAGUCCCCAACAUCAUGCAGGAACUACCCGCCGUGGACCCCCUCAGCCUGCUGGCCAAGCUAACAUGUAAUUGUUUCACCAUCAGCGACGGGGAGCUACAAGAGAUCGGAGUGGGACUCUACCCCAGUAUGUCGUUGCUGAACCAUGACUGCAGGCCCAGCUGUAUGAUGAUGUUUGAGGGAGAAACACUCCACCUCCGAGCCGCCAGAGACAUGCGACCUGCUGAGGAGUUGACUAUUAGUUACAUUGGUUCGUUGGCUCCUACCAGAGACAGACAGACUCAGCUAGAGGAGCAGUACCAUUUCACCUGCCAGUGUCAACGAUGCACCACUGCAGACAUGGACCCUAUGAUGCUGUGUGGGGAGGAGGAGGCCUGGACCCCCCUGAGAGAAGCCAUCCCCAGGUUGGAGAACCUACAGACACAUGGUGACUGGGAAGAGCUCUUACAAGAGUGUAGUUCUCUGCUGGCUCCAAUGGGUGGCGCUGUCCCCGCAGUCCCUGAUGGUAAUGUGUACCGUCUCAGGGUGACUGACUUAGCCCUGGACGCCUGCAUCAACCUGGCCCAAUGGGACAGAGCACUGGCCUAUGGUACCAUCACCCUGGAGCCUUACAGCUGUUUAACUACGCCGGGAUACAUCAUCAUCAUCAUCAUCAUCUGAUCCAGGAAGGAAUUUUCUGAAUGUCAGCCAAGUGACGAACAGCUGUUGUGAUGGCGCAUGCAAUGCAACAACAGCCAAAGUGCUGGGGGACAAAUGUGUUUGCGAGGAAUGUCCAGAAUGUCUCAUUCGUUACCAGUGAAGACCGUUGUACCUGGAUCCACGUUGGAUCUAAUAUCCCUAUAGCGAACUGGUGUUGAUCGUCUGUUGUUGUCUGCUUGAUUUACAGCAGGGCCUCGUUAGAUUUAGCAGAGAACGUUUUACAGUAAGGAGUUCCUUGUUUUCAUAUGUUGACAAAUACAUUUUGUAUCCUAUGUUACAACUGCAAUUUUAAACAACACAAGGGGCUUUGAGGUAGCCUACAUUAACUUUGAAUUUGGAGCUCAGAAAUUCAAGUACUGGAAUAGGCCGACCUUGAAAAUCAGACAUUUCCUUAAAAAGUGCUUAAAAAGUCAUUGUUAUUAUUAUAGCUUAUUUAUAAGUUCGACCUGCUCCCUUAAAAUUCUCAGUGAUUACAUUUUUGAUCAGAGGCCUCCUGUUCAUUUCCCACCACUUCUAUUGAAGGGUGUUGCGCUAGCUACUAUGUUGUGUUAAAACCAUGUGCGGUUAUUUGCGAUGACAACAUCUAAUGUUGACUUCCCCUUGGCUUUCCAUACAAAUUCCUUCCAUUAAAAAAGGAACCUGGUUUUUGGUCACUUUCUUAUGAUAAAAACAGCGAUGGUGAGAUGAAUGCUACAACUAUUCAUGGCUUUAUUACGUGUGCCUACGUCAGCCGCAUAGGCUACAGAACAAUGUAUCCAAUCUAUUUAGUUAAGCAAUGUCCACAAUAUUUUCA